This is a messenger RNA of Phymastichus coffea, 2408 nucleotides long. RefSeq names its product cytochrome P450 4c3-like. The coding region runs from base 531 to 2069 and encodes 512 amino acids. The transcript is spliced from 9 exons. Lineage: Eukaryota; Metazoa; Arthropoda; Insecta; Hymenoptera; Eulophidae. Gene Ontology annotation, molecular function: iron ion binding; oxidoreductase activity, acting on paired donors, with incorporation or reduction of molecular oxygen; heme binding. The record is from RefSeq and is a predicted model, not a curated record.
UUGAACGCAAUUUCACCUUCUUUUGCGGCUGUACAUUUGACUUUUGAUUGAAUGCACGAAACAGCCUGAAACAUUAUUCAAUCGUCUAAUAUCACAGUGAACUAAUCGGCAGUAGCGUUCGAAGCUUUUGACUGCAAUAAUCGAUCGCAUUACUGUCAUUAUGUACAAACAAAAGUUUAUGCAAGACGGCAAGGUCAACUUGAGAUCGGAUGAAUUUUACAAGAAAAUAAAUGUAAUUCGUGGACCUUCUGCUGAAAGAGCCAAUGUGUGCGCGCGCUGCCGUACACUUCGUUAUUGAAAACGUUCACAGAUGAUUGCGUUUCGAGGAGCAAAAAUUUGGAUCGUUACCGGCAAAUUAUUAUUUUGGCGCGGUGCACGCAUCAGUAUUGUUCGCGGCGUUGAACCGAGCGCACGGCCUCUUUCGUCCAACGGCAAUAUAGUAACGCGAUCCGAUAAAACGAGCGGUCGGUGCGUCGAUAGGGAGCACGAGGCAAGUUGGCCGCCGACGAUCCGGAGAAUCGAAAGAAAUCAUGAUAAUUACGUUAGCAGUCCUUUCGGUAAUUUGUACUUUCUUGUUGAAAGCAUUGUCCGCGAUCUAUGCCCACGUCGCGCUUCGGAUAAAAUGUCUGCGGAUACCGGGACCCUGGGGCAUCCCGUUUUUAUGGUCGAUUCUCGGAGUCUCUCUGCGCUCGAAGGAUGAAAUACUACGAUCGAUACAGCAAAUGUCUGACAAGUACAAAAAUGGUAUGUUCUUAAUAUGGUACUUUAGCACUGGAUAUUUACACCUGAAAAAGCCCCAUCAAAUAGAGGUAAUAUUGAAGAGUCAAACGUUAAUAAAAAAAGCCUCGACUUACGCCUACUUGAGCGAGUGGAUUGGGAACGGCCUUGUAACGUCGACAGGUGACAUAUGGCACAGGCAGCGUCGUCUACUAACGCCAGCUUUUCACUUCGCCGUACUGGACCAAUUUUCCGACAUUAUCGCCGACAAAGUUAAGAUAUUGAACGAUUCUAUAAGAGCGCUCGUCGACGAACAACCCGCCAGAGCCGUCAACAUCUUUCCCAUGGCAAUUAAAUUCACGUUGGAUGCCAGUUGCAGAACCAUCAUGGGACUGGACUUGGACGUGCAAAGAAAGGGCGACAAUGAAUACGUUGAGGCGCUGCACCGUUUUGUCAAUUUGACGACCGAGCGAUAUUUCUCCUUCUGGCUUUGGUCGGAUUUUCUGUACGACUUGACUACCCAAGGAAAAUCUUAUCGGCGCUCUAUCAAAACUAUGCAUGACUUUACUUUCAAGGUGAUGGACAAAAAGAUCAAAAUGCGAAAACAGCGAGCAAAUGCAAACGGCAAAGGCCAGCCUAGCGAAGAUAGCAGAUACAGCGACGUUACACCGUUUCUAGAUCGUUUAAUCGAUUUAAGCGAAACGGGCGAUAAGCCUUUGACUUUGCAAGAAGUUCGAGAGCAACUGGACACCUUUAUGUUUGCCUCGCACGACACCACGGGGAUAGCCAUCAGCUACGCCCUGUUCUGCCUCGCAAACAGUCCCGAGGCGCAAGAGAAAGCUUACAGCGAGAUCAGCGAGGUGGUCGGCAGUAGCCACGAGACGCCCACUAAGCAGCAGCUGGCGCGCUUGAAGUACCUCGAAAGAGCGAUCAAGGAGUCACUGCGGAUAUUCCCCAGUGCACCUUUCAUAAGUCGAGAGCUGACGCACGACGUCGAAAUCGACGGCAUUGUCGUGCCGAGAGGUAUCGAGGUGCAAAUGCUGAUACUGCAAAUGCAUUGGGAUCCUGAAAUUUGGAACGAUCCUGCCAAGUUCGAUCCCGAUCGAUUUUUGCCCGAGAACAGUGCUGGCAGACACGCUUACUCUUACAUUCCUUUCAGCGCUGGUCCGCGAAAUUGCAUAGGACAGAAGUUCGCAAUGUUACUCAUGAAAAUCGCCCUUGUGUACAUUUUGAGGGAAUGGAUCGUUCAUACCGAUAUUUCUAUUGAAGAUUUACCGUUGACGACGCAAUUCGUACUGGCACCUCCCAAUCAGAUCUUAAAUUUGCGAUUUGAACCGAGACACCGGCACUAGUUAUAUCUUUCAUAGGUAUGAUUGGUGAAUAUAUUAAUUGGGUGGGCCAUGUCACGUUAUGUAUAAGGCAUACAUUUUGAAUAUUUUUAUGUUGAAUUUCGUUUUUCAUUGGUUCGAGUUUAUGUAUAAUUUAUGAUGUUUCGUGUUCAUUCGUGAUUCUUCCAGUAAUAUUAAUUAGAUACUUUUUAUGAGUCGAUGCACGUAAUAAAAAAUUAUUCUACAUGCAAAUUAUAUGACGCAAAAAUAAACAGUGUAAUAUGUUGAUCAGUUUUUUUUUUAUUCUAAAAUUAAUAUUUAUAGUGUCCUCUAUAAAUAUGUAACAUUAAAUAAAAUACAUAA